CGAACAUCGUCGCUGACGAGGCUACGGCGAAGACGGCCACCAGGUAGAAAUUCGCGCGCGAUACCGGUGAGAGGGUCGAACGAUUAUUCGUUUUCGGGGUUUAGAAGUGCAUGGAUAGUAAUUUUUUGUCCACAUACAGUCGAUCAUAUCUGGAUAACGGUAUGACCACGACUAGGGGUUCCAACGUGUCUGUGCUGCACCUUCGCAGCACAUCAGAACCAUGGGAAACCACUCCCUCGCCAGCCUACCAACAGACAUCGACACCCUCUGCCAGAAGCUAUCUCAUCAACCGAAGCUCCAACAUCCCACCUCUAACCAAACACCAAUCUUUAGGCAGUACCAACACCAGAGAUUACAAAUGGCAAAACUCUCCCAGCUUCCAUUCAGGUGGUGAAGUGAACUCUCCAGAUAUGUUCGUCGGAGCAGGUAACUGCAACAGGGAGUUAUCUCCUGUGAGGUGGUGUGACAGGGAAGUGGAUGGGGUAUAUUUGAAUAAAUCAGGAUGGGUGCAAGUGCAGCAGAGGUCCUUAGACGAGAGCAAGAGGUUCAGUUAUACCGGUAAACAGUCCUCUCUGCAAGCGAAAAGAUCGCAAGUGAAGCUCUCAGACUACCAUUUCAACAGCGAACCAUCAUCCGCGUACGUGAGUGACAGACCGGCUUACCUUUCCUUGCAAUCUAGAGACUACGACCGCAAGGCUGCUUCACCUUCGCCACCACAUGAAUCUUUUUCUUCGCCUUCGGUGACUCCUAUAAUUUCUCCACCACCAGCGUUCCAAGAUAAAAACAGGAGCUUCAGCAAGACGCGAACGUUCUUCGGUAAAACCCCUUUUCUACCACGGUCGGAUGCGAUAGUGGAUAGUGAUGCCAGUCCACCGCCUUCACCGCAAUGGAAGUCGAGCGUACAGAGCUCGCAAAUUCGUAAACCUAAAGUUACCACACCGUCUCCCAUAACCGAGAAACCUUUGAGAAACGUGGCGAGGAUGCCGCAAACUAAAUCCUUGGAGGACACCACAGCGAAUAGGAGAUCGCAGUUUUCGCAGCACUAUAAAGGAUCGUCUUCAUCUUCUUCUUCGUCGAUGGGAUUCAGGAGCUUGGAUAGCAAUUUCAACAGGCCGGGGAUUAUUAUGCCGAGGUUGUCUGAGAAUACCGAUUCGUCAGUGGAUCAAUAUCAGGAUGCCGACGAAGAGGACAAUAAUAGUUCUUCCAUCAAUAUGAGUAUGAUGCCGAUAUUGUCUCUUGGUGUUAAAAACAAUGCGCAACCCCGAGAGAAAGACAAAAUCUCCCCGUCCGGCCGUUCCUCGAGCCGCUCCAUCCACCACCGGUCGCAACUUCGGCGAUCUCCGGCCGGUUCCGAUAGCAACAAGAACCACAGCUCCUCGUCGUCGAGCAGCAACGAGUUCCUGUCGAAGAGCCCGCCGAGGCCGAGCCCAGCGCAACAGCAGGUGAGGAGGAGCGCCCCCUCGCGGGGGUACCAGCCGUCGCGGUCGCAGGAGAUGGAGGAGGCUGCCGUGCAGAGGGUCAGGAGGUCCCGCAGCCUCCAGCUCCCCGAGAAGAAGCCCCCGCCCCACGGCAGAGAGCCCCCGCCCCCACCGCCCAGGGCCGCUCCGCAGCAGCUCAGGGCGUCCCCGGACGCCCUCAGGGCCGCCAAGAUGGGCAGCGCGGCAGCGAAGAGGCUCGCCCAGGGCAAGCCGCCCUCCUCCGAGACGGAGGGGCUCGACGAGGACAUGAUGCGGGAGGCGGAGGUGGUGGCGGGGUUUCUGUACGGGAACAGGUCGCGGGCGGCGGCGCAAGCGCUGCUCAUGCACAGAUAUAACAAUAACAGCAUCAGCAAAGAAGAAAAGAAUAAAGAAAUCAACAAACCAAUCAAUAACGGUCUCACAGUCUACUAUGUGGGCAAUCCGAAAAAAGAUCCUCAAAAGGUGUUGGUUAGAGGAGCAACCAGUCCCAGUUUACCGAGUAGCAAACAGAGCUUCGAGAGACAGGAUAUAAAGAACCCCUGCACCAGUGAUACUUGCGAUUUCUGGCCCCAUUGUGCCCAUAGUGUCUACAUAGAAUUACUUGAGGACUAUAAUGCAAAUUCUGACACUGAGAGUAACAUAGUAACAAUCAGAAUCAAAUUAACCCUUUACAAAUUGGUUAACCAAAUUCCCUGGAGAACAAAUCCAAUUCGCUUAUUCCUACAGCGUCAAUCUUAUCCAAAUAACUUCAUUUCACUAGAUUAUUGCUGA
Phaedon cochleariae (mustard beetle) is the source of this 2228-nucleotide messenger RNA. Lineage: Eukaryota; Metazoa; Arthropoda; Insecta; Coleoptera; Chrysomelidae. The record is from the annotation of a GenBank genome assembly.